Emiliania huxleyi CCMP1516 is the source of this 1608-nucleotide messenger RNA. RefSeq lists its product as hypothetical. The transcript has 2 exons. Bases 1 to 1608 code for a protein of 535 amino acids. The record is from RefSeq and is a predicted model, not a curated record. NCBI's taxonomy places the organism in Eukaryota, Haptophyta, Isochrysidales, Noelaerhabdaceae.
AUGCUGGUUCGCAACGCCACCUUUGUCAAGUUUGCGGGCGCGGGCAACCUCGGGGCGGGCGGCAGCGGCGGCUGUGGCAAGCAGCUCCCCCGGGCUGGCGUGUCUGGGGAGGGUGGCUGGGAGAUGCGCUUCUCGGGCACAACGUGGGUGCGCUCCGGCUCGCGCGUGGCCUUCUCCGGCCUAAAGACGCCCUGUGGGUGCUCCUGCGCGGCGGCCGAGGAGUCGGGCAUGAUCUUGGUCGACCUGGACGGCUCUUUUAGUGGGCGGGUUGGCCACAGCGUGGUCCCGAAGAACUCGCUGCUCGAGAGCAAGGGCAUCUUCCCCGACUGCAUCGAAGACGGUGCGUACGGCGUGAGCGCCGAAGGUGCGGCAAAGGGCAUGAUCUGCCCGCUCGCAUUCGCGAGGGUUGUCGUCGCUAAAGUGGGCGAGCUGCCAUACGGGUCGGCCAAAUCGUUGAUCAAGCUCGUUGUCUCGUGGCACGGCGUUGAUGUGCCGCAGCAGCACCCGUCCUCACAUGACUUCGACACGGUGACACGCCCAACGGCAGCCGACCCGCCGGGGACCAACAUGUUUGUCGCAUGGGAGAACAAGCUGUAUUUUGUCGUCUGCGGCACCCGAGGCUCGACCGCCGGCGGGCUGACCAUCCGCACCCUUCCAGUGAUAAUGCUGGCAAUCCGGGUGAACGAGGAGGUUGGCGUCGACGAGUUCUUCGACCCGAAUACGCUCGUGCGCAACAUCGUGGCAUUGUUUGGGAUCCCGCCCAAUCGAGUGCGCAUCGCGUCGGUCGUGCCCGACUCGGGACGCCGCCGCCGGCUCGCGGGGCGAGGGCUGGGCGGCAGGGCGUUGGAGGAGUCGUUCUUUGGGUCGGAGGUGAAGCUGCAGAUCGAGCAGGCGGACCCCUGUGACGAGCUCACCUGCGGCCACGGCGAUUGCGCGCGCGGACCCGACGGCAGCGCCGCCUGCGCGUGCCACGACGGGUGGACGACCCCCGCCGGCUGUGGCGGCGGCGAUUGCACGUGCUCCGCCCAGACUUGCCACGAGGAUUGCCUCUUCUGCGACGGCCCGCUGGCGGCCAACUGCACUACGUGCGCGUCCGACAAGCCCUUCCGCAAGGAGGGGCGGUGCCUCGACAGCUGCGGCGUCGGCUGGUUCUCAAUGGCGCCGGCUGCCAAUACUACCGAUGGCACCUGUCAGCGCUGCCCAUCGGCGUGCGUGUCAUGUGACGUGAGCGGCUCCUGCACAGCAUGUCCUCUCACCCGCCCGAACCGCGUGCCUGACGCUGCCCUCAACGGUUCGAGGCUCACCUGCGUCUCGUCGUGUCCCGCGGCAACGUAUGCGGGCAGCGAGGGCCUCUGCGAGGACUGCCACGCCUCAUGCCUGGAGUGCACAGGCCCGGGCUCCUCCAUGUGCAUCGCGUGCGCCUCGCAUCCCUGUAAGAGCUCACCGCGUGGCUGCCCAGCCGGGAUCACGCCGCUUCUGGACCCGGCCGCCGAUGCCAGCGAGGCGGGAGCCGGCUCGUGCGUCUCGGCCUGCCCGGCGGGGAAGUUUCGCAACGGGACAGAGUGCGCGUCGUGCGACAGGAGGUGCUCCGUGUGCACUCAUCGCUGA